AUGGAUAAUGAUUUUCGCCAAAUCUCAGUAUUACCGCAAUUGGCUAAAGUCUUAGAAAGCAUCCAACUUAAAUUAAACAAAGGGGACCUUAAGAUCAAGGACAAUCAACAUGCAUUUACACACGGUAGAGCAACUGUAUCUGCACUGGCGAGCAUCACCCAAAAUUGGUUCAACAAGACUGAAAACUCACGUGAUGGAAGAAUGGGUAUCCACGCCCUAUUUAUUGACUUUUGCAAAGCAUUUGAUCUGGUGGACCACGGAUUGCUUUUAAGGAAGCUCGUCAAAAUGAACGUGUCGAAAAGCUUCUGGCUAUGGGCACGGAGCUUUCUAGAAGGGAGGAGUCAGCAAGUAAAAUUACAAGGUGCUCUGUCACCUAUAAGGCCUUGCCCUUCCGGAGUCCCCCAGGGAUCUGUUAUAUCACCAACAUUGUUUAAUGUUCAUGUGGAUGACCUCGAAGACUGCAUUCCCAAUUAUGUGGACAUCAAUACGCACAUAUACGCAGAUGACUGA
Paramuricea clavata is the source of this 510-nucleotide messenger RNA. NCBI's taxonomy places the organism in Eukaryota, Metazoa, Cnidaria, Anthozoa, Malacalcyonacea, Plexauridae. The record is from the annotation of a GenBank genome assembly.